Condylostylus longicornis is the source of this 1953-nucleotide messenger RNA. It is a transcript of the gene Mettl3, whose product is annotated as N6-adenosine-methyltransferase MT-A70-like protein. Lineage: Eukaryota; Metazoa; Arthropoda; Insecta; Diptera; Dolichopodidae. The transcript has 12 exons. Gene Ontology annotation, cellular component: nucleus; RNA N6-methyladenosine methyltransferase complex. The record is from RefSeq and is a predicted model, not a curated record. The coding region runs from base 105 to 1868 and encodes 587 amino acids. Gene Ontology annotation, molecular function: mRNA m(6)A methyltransferase activity; mRNA (2'-O-methyladenosine-N6-)-methyltransferase activity.
UUUUGCUUUGACAUUACAUUUAUUUAAUACGGAAAACUCAGAGUUUCAUUUGUGUGCAAAAAAUUAUAAUUAAAUUCAAAACUGUUUUAAAGCACUAAUUUGUGAUGAGUGAUGCUUGGGAUGAAAUUCAAGCUAUCAAGAGCAAGCGAAACAGCUUCAGAGAAAGACUUGAAAAAAGGAAAAAAGAGCGUCAAGACAUAUUUUGUUCUUCGACAACUAAUGUCGGUUCCUUUAAAGACGAUGAUAUGACCGAUACUGAUUUAGAAAUAGAAAGAAUGUUACUUCAAAUUUUAUCAGGAAAUAAUGUUGUUUUGCCAAUAAACUCUAUUCAACUCACGGAAAAAUUAGAAAAAAACAUGGACCGCACGAUAACAAAAGAUGUAGUUUGCUACAUUUUAAGGCGUUUAGAUUUGCAAGGAGCUGUUGGCAUAAAAAAUGUAUCAAUCAAUGGAGAGCCUGGUUUUGAAGUAAUUUCUAUUAACCAAAAGGAAGUUAUUGAUCUUUAUAAGAGCUUUACAUCUGAUAAAUGUUCUAACGUUUUAGAAAACGAUCAAAAAAGAAAAUAUACGGGAAGUGAAGAAGAAGAUGAUGAUAAUUCGAGAAAGUACAUAAAAAUUUUGGAAACCGAGAAAAAAUCUUUGUUGAAAGAUUCCUCUAAUGAUGCUGAUGAUAUUAUGUCGUUGUUAUCAAUGCCUUCUACAAGAGAAAAACAGAGCAAACAAGUUGGAGAAGAAAUAUUGGAGUUACUGACAAAGCCAACGGCAAAAGAACGUUCUUUAGCUGAAAAAUUUAAGUCACAUGGUGGGGCACAAGUUAUGGAAUUUUGUCCCCAUGGUACUAAAAUAGAAUGUCUAAAAGCUCAACAAGCUGCAGCUGAAAUGUCUUCUGUAAAAAAAUCUCGUAAUGACGAUGAAAAUUCCAAUACAGAAGAAAAAUCAAAUGAUACAGAUUCAACAAACGAACCAGUUGAAAACGCCGUUACUUUAAUAAAAGACGACACCGAUGAAACAACAGACAAGUGUACAAAGCUCCAUUUCAAAAAAAUUAUUCAAGCUCAUACUGAUGAAUCCUUAGGCGAUUGUAGUUUUUUAAACACAUGUUUUCAUAUGAUAACUUGCAAAUACGUUCAUUAUGAAGUAGAUGCUCAUCCCAAUAUUAAUAAUAAUCGCCCUGAAGAGAUAUCAACUUUGAAAAGAGCUGCAGAUCCAAAUGUUACCUUAUAUCCACCACAGUGGAUUCAAUGUGAUUUGCGUUAUUUAGAUAUGACUGUGCUUGGAAAGUUUGCGGUGGUUAUGGCAGAUCCUCCAUGGGAUAUUCACAUGGAAUUACCAUAUGGAACUAUGUCAGAUGACGAAAUGAGACAACUAGGAGUACCUGCAUUGCAAGACGAUGGUUUAAUAUUUUUAUGGGUAACUGGUCGUGCAAUGGAGUUAGGCAGAGAAUGCUUGAAACUAUGGGGAUAUGAACGGGUAGAUGAACUUCUUUGGGUAAAAACUAAUCAGUUACAAAGAAUUAUACGAACUGGAAGAACUGGUCAUUGGCUUAAUCAUGGAAAAGAACAUUGUUUAGUUGGAAUGAAAGGAAACCCAAAGAACCUGAAUCGGGGGCUAGAUUGUGAUGUAAUAGUUGCGGAAGUUCGGGCAACUAGCCAUAAACCAGACGAAAUUUAUGGUAUAAUUGAAAGAUUAAGUCCUGGAACACGAAAAAUUGAAUUAUUCGGAAGACCACAUAAUGUUCAACCAAAUUGGAUAACCUUGGGAAACCAAUUAGAUGGAAUUAGAUUAAUUGACCCAGAAUUGAUAACUUCGUUCCGAAAAAGGUAUCCAGAUGGAAACUGUAUGGCUCCGGCACACGCAGCUAAAAAAUAAUUUAAAUUUUAUAUUUUUUUGGUAAACUUUUAUUAAACUUCUUUAAUAAGAUAAAUAAAGACAUACUGAGAUAGAUUAAUUUUUA